Apis cerana (Asiatic honeybee) is the source of this 3733-nucleotide messenger RNA. It is a transcript of the gene Oseg1, whose product is annotated as intraflagellar transport protein Oseg1. Gene Ontology annotation, cellular component: non-motile cilium; intraciliary transport particle A. NCBI's taxonomy places the organism in Eukaryota, Metazoa, Arthropoda, Insecta, Hymenoptera, Apidae. Gene Ontology annotation, biological process: protein localization to cilium; non-motile cilium assembly; intraciliary retrograde transport. Gene Ontology annotation, molecular function: protein binding. The record is from RefSeq and is a predicted model, not a curated record.
UUCUUUAUAGAUGUCGCCAUUUUAAUAGUUUCCGUGGAAACCAUGAAAACAAACUUUUAUAGAAAAGUAAUGAUAAUUUUUUAAAACAAAUAAAACUGUCUUUUGUAUUAAUCAUGAAAGCUUCUCCAACUUGGGUUGAUAAAGUUCAAGAUAAAUCUGAACAAUGUAUAUAUGAUUUAUGUUUUAAUCCGGAUGGAACUCAAUUAGUUAUUGCUGCUGGUCAACAAGUUCUUGUUUAUGAAACUAAUGAAGGUACUUUAAUUCAACCAUUAAAAGGUCAUAAAGAUAUAGUUUAUUGUGUAUGUUAUGCAAAAGAUGGUAAAAAAUUUGCAUCAGGUAGUGCAGAUAAAAGUGUUAUUAUUUGGACAUCAAGAUUAGAGGGUAUACUUAAAUAUUCACAUAAUGAAGCUGUUCAAACUAUGCAAUUCAAUCCAGUAUCACAUCAACUUUUAAGUUGUUCUUUAUCAGAUAUAGCAUUUUGGUCUCCAGAACAAAAAGCUGUUGUAAAGCAUAAAUCAAGAGGAAGAGUAAAUUGUUGUGCUUGGACAAGAGAUGGUCAAUAUCUAGCAAUUGGUUUGGCAUCUGGCUAUGUUUCUAUAAGAAAUAAAAAUGGAGAAGAACAGACACGAAUUGAGAGACAAACUGGAACACCUAUUUGGAGUUUAUUGUGGAAUAGACAAUGGGAAGAAUCAACAGAUGUUCUCUGUAUUGCUGAAUGGAAUGGGACCAUAUCUUUUUAUUCAAUUUCAGGCAAACCAUUUGGAAAAGAUAGAUUACUUAAUUUUAUACCUCUUAAAAUGUGUAAUUUUGCAGGAGGUCAAUAUAUUUUAGUUUGUGGAAGUAAUAAACAAUGUAUACUAAUGACAUAUGAUGGAAUACAAUUAAUUAAUGUUGGUGGAAUAUUUUCCUCUUGGAUUUGGAGCUGUGCUGUACAUCCAACUUCUACACAUGUUGCUCUUGGCUGUCAAGAUGGAAUAGUAACAUAUUUGCAGUUAUCUUGGGACAUUAUUCAUGGAUUAUAUGGAGAUAGAUAUGCAUAUAGAGAAAAUAUGACUGAUGUAAUAAUACAAAAUUUAAUUACUAGUCAAAAAGUUCGUAUUAAAUGUAAAGAUUUAAUACAUCGCAUUGCUGUGUACAAGAAUAGAUUAGCAGUUCAAUUAUCAGAACGAGUAAUAAUUUAUGAACCAUUAAAUUCUAAUGAUGGAAUGCAUUAUCGCAUAUAUGAAAAAUUAAAUCAAGCAUUAAGUUGUAAUUUAUUAGUCAUAACUACAAAUAAUUUAAUUUUAUGUACAGAAAGAAGAUUGCAAAGUUUAUCUUUUAAUGGUAUAAUAGAAAGAGAAUGGAUACUUGAUGGACUUAUAACUUAUAUAAAAGUUGUUGGUGGACCAGUUGGACAAGAAUGUCUUAUUAUAGGUUUAAACACUGGAUAUAUAGUAAAAAUAUAUUUAGAUAAUCCUUUUCCAGCAUACUUACUAAAAAUUGAAAGUUCUGUAAGGUGCCUUGAUAUUAGUUCAUUAAAAGAAAAACUUGCUGUUGUUAGUGAUCAUGGAAUUCUUUAUGUAUUUGAUUUAUAUACAGAAGAAAAACUUCAAGAAUUUCAAAAUGUAAAUAGUGUGGCUUUUAAUACUUGUUUUGAAGAAAUAAUGUGUUUUUCAACUGGAGAAUAUUUAGCAAUAAAAGUAGGAAAUUUUACAGAAUAUAGACAAAAAUUUUCUGGACUUGUUAUGGGUCAUAAUAAAUCAAAAGUGUAUUGUUUAAAUGGUUGUUCUAUUGUUACUAUAGAGGUCCCAUUGUCAUUAUUUAUGUAUCAAUAUAUUGAUAUUAGUCUUUUUUCUGAUGCUUAUCAUAUAGCAUGUCUUGGAGUAGCAGAUUCUGACUGGUUUGCUCUGGGAAUUGCUGCAUUAGAAAACUUAGAAUUAAAUAUUGCAUACUCUUCUUUUGCUAGAGUUAAAAAUUUAAGAUAUAUAGAAGUUUUGUCAGAAGUAGAAGAAAAACUUAAAUCUGGAGAAUGGGGACGAGAAGCAUGUAUGGCUACUACUGCAGCUGCUAUGGGAAAGCUAAAAGAUGCUGCGAAACUUUUUCAAAAGGCUGGUUUACAACAAUAUGCAUUAACUAUGUAUUCCGAUUUACGUAUGUUUGAUAUUGCACAAGAAUUUAUUGUUAGUGGAAACAAUCAGGAUCGUACAAUUUUACUUCGUAAACGAGCAGAAUGGGCUAAAAGUCUUGGAGAACCUCGUGCUGCAGCAGAAAUGUUUCUUUCAGCAGGAGAUAUUGAUCGUGCCAUAAAUAUAAUUGCAGAAUAUGGUUGGAUUGAUAUGUUAAUUAAAGUUGGCAGACAACUUGAUAAGACAGAUAGAGAUAAUCUGACUAUAAUUGCUAAAAAAUUGAAAAGAUUAGGUGCAACACAUGGCGCAGCAGAAAUUUUUAGCCGUUUAGGAGAUGAUCCUGAUGUAGCAGAUGUUUUAGUAGAAGCUCAAGCUUGGCCAGAAGCUUUUGAAUUAGCUGAAAGAAAUCCAAAACUGAAAGCUAGAAUAUAUGGACCAUAUGCAAGAUGGUUGGCAGAAACUGGUCAUUUUUCCGAAGCACAAAAAGCAUUUCAGAUAGCUGGCCAAUCAGAUGAAUCUAUAAUGGUUUUGAUAAUGUUAGCUAAAAAUGCAGUUACUGAAAAAAGAUUUCGUGAUGCUUCUUAUUUUUAUUUAUUACUUUCUCAAAUAAGUUUAAAUCUUAACAAAACUACGGAUGAAUUACAAACAAUAUUUUUUGAAUAUUAUGAAAAAGCUGAAAUUUAUUAUGCAUAUCAUGAAGUGCAUAAAUAUGUGGAAGAACCAUUUACAUCAUUAAUGCCAGAUGCUCUUUUCAACAUUGCACGAUUUCUUCUAAUUAAAACUGAAAAUAUUCAAAUUGAAGGUGUCUCGAAAUUUAUCAUAAUAUAUACAUUAUUAAAACAAGCCAAUUUUCUUGGUGCUAAUAAAUUAAGUACGCAAUUACUCGAAAGACUACGAAAAAUAAAAAUUCCAAUAAAUCAAUUUAGUCAAUUAGAAAUUUCAAACUUAAAUGCUCGAGCUUCAUCUUAUAAAGAUCCAGAAGAACUUUUACCACUUUGCUAUAAAUGUUCAACUUUUAAUCCUCUGUUGCCAUCAAAUAAUGAAGGAAAAUGUGUGCAAUGUGGAUUAAAAUUUCAAUAUUCUUUUGUAAUGUUUGAAAUUUUACCAUUGGUUGAAUUUGAAUUAGAAGAAAGUAUAUCUGAUGAAGAAGCAGAAAAGUUAAUAAAUGAAUCAUCAUUAUCUAAUGAUAUUUCAGAUACAGAUCAAUUUUCUGUUAAUACUGAAGUAGAUCUUUUUACAGCUCGUUUAAUGAAAUAUGAGGAAAAAUCUAGUUCUACUAUAAUUGUGGGAAGAAAUGUUUUAAAAAGUAUGGACCCAUGUACAGUAUUAAUUAUUAAAUGGCCAAAACCAUUUAAAACAAAAUAUUUUAAAAAUCUUUUACCUGAUUUACAAAUCACAUUUUGUAAAUCUUGUUUAAAGCUAUUUCAUUUGGAUGAUUAUGAAUUGGCUUUAUUACGAAAUGGAUACUGUCCGUUUUGUAGAACAAUAAAUAAGAUUUCUAAUUAGUAUUUUGUAUGUAUAUAUAUAUAUAUAUAUAUAUAUAUAUAUAUAUAAAUAAUUUUAUAUUAUUUUUAUUGUAAAAAAUUAUCGUGAUUCAAUUAUUUCUUUUUCUCUUUCAUAUUUUUAUA